This is a messenger RNA of Giardia duodenalis, 1155 nucleotides long. RefSeq lists its product as uncharacterized. The record is from RefSeq and is a predicted model, not a curated record. NCBI's taxonomy places the organism in Eukaryota, Fornicata, Diplomonadida, Hexamitidae. The transcript has a single exon. The coding region runs from base 1 to 1155 and encodes 384 amino acids.
AUGACAGCCAAUUACAUAUACACACCCAAGGAUAAUCCUCGUGAACAUACAGAUGUUUACAAGCCAACAAUAUUUAUGACGGACACGCUAUCUCCGUCACAGGGAUCCCCAAAGGAGCCAGCUGGACGAAGAUCUGUUAGGUUUUCGUCCAUAGAAACAACUUUACCCGUUAAUAGGUCAAGCCUUCUUACUGGCUCACAUACUGCAGAGCCACAUACCACGCAAAGAGUACCUAAAACAGCACAGCAUCGGAGAGCAGAAGGAUUCUCAACCAUGCCUUUACAGCGGCCAAAGAGCACUCUUGCAGCGUCAUCUGAAAAGCGUCCCAUUGCAGAGUCCACAGACUUAAAGCCUAUGCUAGAUGAAGGCAGGUACUUCCUAGCAACCUCUAGCUCUGCUUCUGACUCCAAAGUGUCACGCAUAUCAUGUGCCAAUCAACUUUCGCAAGCCUCUAGAAGCGAAGACACCCGGAUAGAUUCAUCGUUUUCUAGUGCAUCUAACAAGACUCAACGCCACACCUCAUCUACCCGGCAUAAUCCUCUGUUGGAUGGUCCGACGUCACGGCCCGAGUACAUUGCAAAGGGGCCAGUCGAGCAAGAGAUCCCUUUGCCGCAGUUCCAUGUCAUCAAGCUAUUGCAAGCAGAAUACGUCCUACUAUUGCUCAGAAAUGAGCGUUUGCAAAAGUAUCGCGCCUUUUGUGCAUUUACCCACAAUUUGUUAUUGAAGACGCUUAGGAAUAAGGCAGCAAGCAUACGCACAGAGGUUUUAAAAGCUGCAUAUUCAGAUCUGGCCCAAUCCCUCAACGCUGCGAACGCCGCUCUUCAGGACAUUUCUAAGAGAACACUUGCUACGUUUACUCCAUCUACUCUCAAGCAACUCAGUGCUUUGAAUGAUGCUGUGGAGGCAUGUACGGCUGCGAGGUUACGAGGGCUGAGUCUUGUUCCUGCUAGUGAGUGCACGGAGCGCUUGUUAGAGCUGCUCAGAGCUGCUGAUGAAUUUCUCGAGCACAUUUCUCCCAUUGAAGCUGACGUAGCGAUUGAUUCAGCAGAAGGGGUUAAUGCUGGACUAGUGAGUCAUCUCUGCAGAUCAACAGCGAGGCUACAGGCGCUGAUUUAUGAGGCUGCCCUUCUGGGUCACAGGAAAGAUCAUGGUUAA